Molecule: messenger RNA, 738 nt
Organism: Cyclospora cayetanensis
Lineage: Eukaryota; Apicomplexa; Conoidasida; Eucoccidiorida; Eimeriidae
Product: proteasome subunit alpha type-7
Exons: 6
Coding region: 1-738 (245 amino acids)
Biological process (GO): ubiquitin-dependent protein catabolic process
Cellular component (GO): proteasome core complex; proteasome core complex, alpha-subunit complex; nucleus
Source: RefSeq, a predicted model, not a curated record
AUGAGCUAUGACAGGGCGAUCACGGUUUUCUCCCCAGAUGGGCACCUUCUGCAGGUGGAGUACGCUAUAGAAGCGGUCAGGCGUGGGGGUUGCGUUGUCGGAGUCAGAGGGAAGGACGUCGUGGUGCUUGCCGUCGAAAGAAAGGCAGCAGCAAAGCUCCAAGAGCCCAGGACAAGCCGAAAGUUGCUGCUGCUAGAUGAUGGUCUGUGUUGCGCCUUUGCUGGACUCCAUGCCGACGCGCGUGUGCUGAUGGCGAAGGCGCAGCUGGAGGGGCAGAGUUACAGACUCAACAAUGACACACCUCCCACAGCAGACUACAUGGCGAGGUAUAUUGCACAGGUCCAGCAGAAGUACACCCACAGAGGCGGUGUGCGACCCUUUGGCCUUUCCACGCUUCUGGCCGGUGUCGAUGGCGAAGGCCGCGUGGCACUUUACCAGACGGAGCCAUCGGGCAUCUUCGCUCGCUGGAAGGCGCAGGCACUUGGGAAGAACUCGAAGACCGUGCAGGAGUAUUUGGAAAAAAAUUACAAGGAGGAUCUGGGGGAGGAGGAGACUCUUUCCUUGGCCUUCAGCGCCUUGACUGAAGUUGUAGAGGCUGGCAAGAAGAACCUUGAGUGCGCCAUCAUCCGCAAGGACCGCGUGGAGUUCCUUCCGGAGGAACGCAUUGCCGUGGAGGUCGAGCGCCUUGAGGCACAAAAGAAGUCAGUGGAAGAGGAAGUCAGGCCCGCUGACAGCUAA